GAAAAAGACUGACAUAGUUGUGAAAGUGCAGUUCAUGAGCGGGCGGCGACCGGGUCUUUAGUGAUAGAAUCUUUUAGAAAUUCGUGACUUGAUCAGUCGAUCACGGGUAGUGAUCGAAUCAUUACAACUCGAUCAAUCACCAUCGACCAGCUCUAGUUGGUUGAGAAUCAUUCUUAUCUGGCAUACCAGGUAUCAUGUAGGUACAUUGUAGGUAUUGAUUUGAGAAAAGGUUAUAUUUUGCUGUCACUGUCAAAAACACGCCGCUCCGUGGAUGAUGUUUAUUGUGUGUGAAACGUGAAAUCAGAAAGAAUCUGUAAAUUUUCUUUGGAAUGAGAAAAUGAGUUGUUGUUUAUGAAUAUUAAUAUCACAUUACUGUUAAAUACAUUCGUCUAUCGGGCUGUACGCUAAUAAAUCUUUACCGCUUGUAAAAUGAAGUCUGAAGAUACCAACAUCAUGUUACUGUGCAAUUUUGAUGAAAAUUAUAAUGAAGAACCUGAAAACAUUAAAAAGUUAUGGUUGGGAAAAUGGCUAAUAGAAGAUAUAUAUACUUAUAAGGAAAUAAUAGCCACAGAGCUUGAAACUGAAGCCCUUAUAAAUUUAUUGAAGAAAUACAGGGACCAAGAUAUAUGUACUAAUAAGAUAUUGGAUAUUGCUAUCAAGUCAUUGCUCACUUUUUGUGAUGUGAAUUGGAAUUCUCAUCCGGACAAUUUAAAUUUGGAAGAAUAUCUGGGUAUGAAAUGGCCAGAGAGUAUAGAUGUUUCAGUGAAACUUCAGAAAGAUUCGGAACCUAUUUUUAUAAAUAUUUUGUAUCCUGAGCUUUUAUAUUUGUCAUCACAAGUUUUCAAUGCACUGUAUACUGUUGAAGGAGAUCUUUUGCACCUCUGGUGGAGUUUCAGAGCAAAAGUGGUUCAUCAGAGAAUACUCGAAGACACAAGUGCUUCUUUAUACUCUGACUUGGAGCUCCUAAUAGCUAAACUCUCGAAUGAGCUUCAGAGUCUACAAGAUAAGCCUCGGCUGCAGAUCCUACUGUGUCUAGAAAUCGCUCAGGCGUACUUGCUCUAUGCUAGAGUUUAUAAGAUUGAGGAAUACUUGUUGAAGGCUAGAGAUCUGGCUGGUUUGAAGUUGGAAUUAACUGGUAUAUUGGGAAAGAGAACAAAAUUCCAGCAGAAAUCAUUGCCCCAGCUAGCACUAUCCAGUGAGCUGGAUUCAGAAGUAGACCGACCCUCAGCCGAGGAGAGCCACGGUGCUUCUGAACUGCCCCUUGAUAUUGAGCUGCAGGAUGACGUGAGACUGGACAAGAUCCAGUACAAUGAGGCGAUCAACCAAGCAGAUUUGCCUAGUCUGGAGCAAACUUUGUGCUUGUUGACUGUGCAAUACCUUCAAAAAGCCCAGCCAAAGGACGACUUAGCAACUGAAGAGAUACAACCGUACAUUACUGCCGUCCUGUCCCAGAACAAAGGUCCUUGGGCAACUCGAGUGGCUGCUUUACUCAUCCGAUGCAAGUUGGAGGCAAACCACAAGCGAACGGUUGAGAGGUCUAUGUUGCAGUGCGAGGCCAUUGUCAAUGACAAAACUUGUGUUUCGCCUACAAGCAGAUUGUCGUACCUGUGGGCGAGCGGUCUGCAGCCGUCGUGGACGUGGCGGCAGCAGCUGGCCGAGCUGUACGGCAGUCUGGGGCUGGUGAAGGCGGCGCUGCACGAGUACGAGCGGCUGCAGCUCUGGGAACACGUGUGCGAGUGCUACACCAUGCUGCAACUGCGGCAUAAGGCGGCGGAAAUAAUAAAACAACAGAUAGAUAUAAAUCCUACCGUCAAGUUGUAUUGUCUUCUUGGCGAUGCUACAGACGACAUCUCGUGUUACGAGAAAGCGUGGCAGUUCUCCGGCGAGCGCAGCAGCCGCGCGCAGCGACAAUGGGGCGACCACCUGUUCCGCCGCAAGCAGUACGAGGACAGCAUACCGCACUACGAGAAGUCGCUCGAGAUCAACUCCAUACAGGACUGCGUCUGGAUGAGGCUCGGUUACGCCGCCCUGUCGUGUGAGCAGUGGGACACGUCCGCGCGGGCCUACCGCCGCUACACGUACCUGCAGCCGCACUCCUUCGAGGCCUGGAACAACCUGGCCAAGGUGUACGUGCACCAGGGGGACAAGCUCAGGGCCUACAGGGCGCUCAUGGAGGCGCUCAAGUUCAACUACGAUAACUGGAAGUUGUGGGAGAACGUGAUAAUAGUGAGCCUGGACACGGGGCACUUCGAAGAUGUGAUCCGAGGGGUCCACCGGAUGCUGGACCUGCGGAGCAAGUAUGAGGAUACUGAGGUGCAGGCGGUGCUGGUGCGGGCCAUCGCUGAAGAUCAGAAGGAUGCCGACGGAAAUGGUGCUGGAAGGCUCCGCAAGCGCGCGCUGGAGCUGUUCGGCAGACUGACGUCGGCGCACGCGCAUGCGCCGCUCAGCUGGCAGCUGUACUCCGCGCUCAGCGCCACCUACUUGCUGAAGGCGCAGCGUCUGCUCCGAGCCUACAGGGGGUUCACUCAGACUGGCAACUGGUCAAACGAUCCUAACACUUGCAAGAAAGUCAUCGAAGUGGUUCAAGACAUGCUGGAUUUCAGCCUAAAAGCCAGGAAAGAAUGUGAAGACAAAGAUAAGCUGCAAUGCGAUCAACAACUCUCCUCCGCGAGACUAACAGGGCAGGCGGUCAUACGGGCAGUGGAGAAACAGGACUGGCCCGAAACUAAAGAAAGUUUAAAAGAAUUAAAAGUAAUGUUUAGCGAUGUGACAGAAUAUAUGAAAUCAAUUAUUUAA
Molecule: messenger RNA, 2796 nt
Organism: Plodia interpunctella (Indianmeal moth)
Lineage: Eukaryota; Metazoa; Arthropoda; Insecta; Lepidoptera; Pyralidae
Exons: 12
Coding region: 430-2796 (788 amino acids)
Molecular function (GO): protein binding
Source: RefSeq, a predicted model, not a curated record